This is a messenger RNA of Erythranthe guttata (spotted monkey flower), 1038 nucleotides long. Its product is annotated as chloroplast thylakoid lumen protein. Gene Ontology annotation, biological process: photosystem II repair. NCBI's taxonomy places the organism in Eukaryota, Viridiplantae, Streptophyta, Magnoliopsida, Lamiales, Phrymaceae. The record is from RefSeq and is a predicted model, not a curated record.
GAAAAAAAAAAUUGUUUACAAUUUAGUAACAAUUUAAAAAUUAAAAACGAUAAUUUAAAUUCAAAAAAAAAUGGCGACAAUUUUCCUCUCAAACGCAAAAGUAUUUCUCCCUUCUCUUCCAUCCACAUCUUCAUCAUCAUCAACAACUUCAAAUCUCCAGACACAGCCGCAGCUGAUUGUGUGCAAAUCGGAGCCGUCCGCCAUUGUUAUCAGCAGGAGAACAGUUUCCCUCAGCAGCCUCACCGCCACCGCCGCUUUUCUCCUCAGCACCUUUUCCGGCUCGAAAGGAUUUUCCGGUGCGGCGGCGAAUGCGGCGAUUCUGGAGGCGGAAGACGACGAGGAGCUGCUGGAGAAGGUGAAGAGAGACCGGAAGAAGCGGCUCGAGAAACAAGGUGUUCUCAAAUCAUCCACCAAAGAAGCAGAAUUUGUGAUGGAUUUUUAUCUAAGUUCGGAUAUUGCAACAACCAUUGCAGCAUACCUGCAAGAUCUUGUUUACAAGCUCAGCAAAAUAGGCCAAGCGAUAGAAAAGAACGAUCUCUCUACCGUAAGUUUGGUUCUCGGCUCAGGCAAGGACACCGAAUGGAUCAAGAAAGUCAAUUCUGCUCUCAACAAGUUGAGUUCUAGUGAAGAAGAGAAGACAGAGGCCGACGCCUUCAGUUCCUCUUUUGCCUCUUUAUUCUCAUCGGUUUCUCAGAACAAUAUUGAAGCAUCUAAGUUAGAUUUUGUGGCAUCUGCGAGCGCAUUUGAGAAGUGGACUGUACUAUCAGGAUUGGUGGGACAGCUCAAGGGACUCUAAAGAAGAAGACGAAGACGAAGAAAAGGGUAUUAUUGUUCGACGUGUCUCGACUAUUCUAUCUAUGAGUUGUUUUUCCUUGGCAUAUAUUCUUCAGGUUUUGAUUUUUAUUCGCCCCUUUAUCGAAAUCAAAUGAAAGAUUCUUCUGUUCUUGGUUUCUUGAGUUGUAACUUGUAACUAAAUAUUCCACGAAAUUACAUCUAAAUGAUUUUUGUUUCCUAAUGAGAAUUUGAGGAAUUCGAACA